Messenger RNA from Protopolystoma xenopodis, 387 nucleotides. The record is from the annotation of a GenBank genome assembly. NCBI's taxonomy places the organism in Eukaryota, Metazoa, Platyhelminthes, Monogenea, Polystomatidea, Polystomatidae.
CUAUUUGUCAUUAAGGUGAUUGUUAACAUUUUACUACUGUCACGUGCCUAUGCACAUGUAAGUGCAUACGUACGCGCCAGCGUGGCUGUCAGUCAUUCAACUCAGCAGCAGCAACAGUUGUCCAAUCCGGAGGCAUUGACGAUGGAUGGGCGGUUUUGUGCUGCUUCAGAUCCUCAGCGCAUUGGAGUAGACAAAUUAUCAGUUGGCCGGGAUGCCUCACUUGUGAAUGCUGAAUUCGAGGCUCAUCUGAGGACCGGGGAGGUAGUGGAAGAUUUACUUGUCGCGGCUAGUUUGCGCCGGCCGAUUGAUACUAAACGACCUCCAACGACGUCAUCAACCCAGGUGACCACCGUACCGUUCUUAAUGACUAGCUCUCAAAACUUGUAG